UCGCCCCCGCGCGGCCUCUCCGCUUUCUCUCCCGCUUCGCUCCGGCCUCUCGGAGUCUGCAGCGGGGCGCCGGGAAGAUGGCGGCGCGGGGAGGCGGCGCGGGGGGCCCGGGCUCGGGAUCCGGACCCUCUGCUGGGACGGCGGGGGAGGCUGUGGAGCCCGCGCUGCGCCCGGGGGAGGUGGCUGCGCUGCACCCCCAGGAGGUGGCUGCACGGCUGCAGCGGAUGCGACGGGAGCUGAGCAAUCGGAGGAAAAUCCUGGUGAAAAACCUGCCCCAGGACAGCAGCUCCCAGGAGGUUCAUGAGUUAUUACAGGACUAUGAGCUAAAGUAUUGCUAUGUGGACAGGAAUAAACGAACAGCCUUUGUUACCUUGUUGAAUGGGGAGCAAGCACAGAGUGCAAUUCAGAGGUUCCAUCAGUUUUCUUUCCGAGGCAGAGAGCUGACAGUGCAGCUGCAGCCCACAGACGCUCUGUUGUGCAUCACCAACCUGCCCGUCUCGUUCACGUUAGAAGAGUUUGAAGAACUCGUCCGUGCCUAUGGCAACAUCGAGAGGUGUUUUUUGGUCUACAGUGAAGUGACUGGCCACUCCAAAGGCUACGGGUUUGUGGAGUACAUGAAGAAGGACUUUGCUGCCAAGGCCAGACUGGAGCUACUGGGCAGGCAGAUGGGAGCCUCAGCCCUCUUCGCACAGUGGAUGGAUGUUAAUCUCUUGGCCUCGGAGCUCAUCCAUUCUAAGUGCCUUUGUAUAGAUAAACUCCCCAGUGACUACAGCGAUUCAGAAGAGCUCUUGCAACUUUUUUCCGGUAUCCAUAAACCUGUGUUUUGCCAGCUUGCGCAGGAUGAAGGAAGUCACGGUGGUGGCUUUGCAGUGGUUGAAUAUAGCACAGCGGAGCACGCUGAGGAGGUCCAGCAGGUGGCAGAUGGCAUCACCAUCAAGGGGAGCCAAGUUCAACUGUCCUUCUGUGCCCCAGGAGCACCAGGGCGAAGCACUCUCGCAGCCCUCAUAGCGGCUCAGCGCGCGAUGCAGAGUAAUCAAAAGGGAUUACUGCCAGAACCCAAUCCAGUACAGAUUAUGAAAAGUUUAAACAAUCCUGCCAUGCUACAAGUUCUUCUGCAGCCCCAGCUCUGUGGACGGGCCGUGAAGCCAGUUCUCGGAGUCGCACCCAGCCUAUCGCAUCUGCUGAGUCUGCCCCUCCCCUCCGCGCUCUUGCACUUCAGUAAAGCACAGCAGAGUUCAGCUGUGGGUAACACAUCGUCCUUACUCCUUCAGAAUCUUUCUCCCUUACCCUUGAUACAGCAACAGUUGAUGAAGUUUGACAAUGCCCACACUAAUAAUAAGCCUGGCUUGCUGGGAGAGCCUCCCACCAUGGUGCUGCAGCCUGCUCUGGCAAUAGGGCCACCACUUCCACUGAAAACGGACCUGGGACACCAUGGAGAAGCACACAAAACGUCUAAUCUGAUUGCAAGUCAGACGACACUGGCAGCUGGACUGGGCGUGUUGCCGUUCUUCCCACACCAGCUCACUGCUGGGCAAGCCGGGCCGGGGCGUGGGACCACUCAGGAGAAGCAGUCAGCCCCGGUGAGCAGCAGCGAAGCUAGUUUCUCAGGGUCACAGCAUUAUCUGCAGACCUUCCCAGGCCUUCCUGGUGGAGGUCCACUGACAGGCAACCAGAAGACCCUGCAAAGCCAGCCAAAAGGCACGGAGGUAGCCUCUAAGAAUCAGACUUCACUCUUGGGAGAACCACCAAAAGAAAUCCGGCUCAGUAAAAAUCCAUAUUUGAAUUUGGCAAGCGUGUUGCCCAGUGUUUGCCUAUCCACUGCAGGCAAAGGCACGCCACCAAAGACUGGAAUUGCGAGCAACAUUCUGGAUGUGAUCUCUCAGGGAAGUGAGUCCCAGCAUGCACUGGAGAAGUGCAUUGCCUAUUCCCCAUCUUUCGAGGAUUUUGCCCAGGUGUCCUCUUUGAGGAAUGAGAAGCGAGGCUCCUCCUAUCUCAUCUCUGCCCCAGAAGGAGGCCCGGUAGAACUCGCUGGCCAGCACCCUCAGGACACGGGAGUGAGCUACACAGAGACCUACUUGAAGAAGAAGCGUGUGUACUAAGCCCGGUGUCUCCUGCCCGCUGCUGCGGUCCCCUGCAGCGCCUGCUGCUCCUCGCUGCCUUAACUCCAUUCACACUAGCCAUAUCCUUUCGAUACGGGUGUCUGACUUCCCAGGAGGAACUGACUGUCAUGCAGCAGGCAGAUCAGCCAAAUACCCAACUAGCAAUAAGAAACAUCACCGGUCGAGGGCAUUUCCCACUAGCAUUAGACGUGUCUUAAUCCAUGUGGUAAGGACUCCUCCGCUCACUGGAGAAUCAGCAUUCCAACAGUCCUUGUUUCGGGCCUGGGAACAAUUUUGACAUCAUAUAUAAAGUCUGAAGCAAUAAACGGGAAACCGUUUCGUUUCCUUAGCCUUAGAAUGAA
This is a messenger RNA of Rattus rattus (black rat), 2461 nucleotides long. RefSeq names its product ribonucleoprotein, PTB binding 2 (gene Raver2). The transcript is spliced from 12 exons. The coding region runs from base 78 to 2099 and encodes 673 amino acids. NCBI's taxonomy places the organism in Eukaryota, Metazoa, Chordata, Mammalia, Rodentia, Muridae. The record is from RefSeq and is a predicted model, not a curated record. Gene Ontology annotation, cellular component: ribonucleoprotein complex. Gene Ontology annotation, molecular function: RNA binding.